UCGCCGCCGCCAUGGAGCCGGCCGAGGCGGAGUUCUUGGCCGAGAAGGAGCUGGUGACGAUCGUGCCCAACUUCAGCCUCGACCGGAUUCACCUCAUCGGGGGAGAUCUGGGUCCUUUCAAUCCUGGCUUGCCAGUGGAGGUGCCUGUCUGGUUGGCCAUUAAUCUGAAGCAGAGGCAGAAGUGUCGGCUGAUUCCUCCAGAAUGGAUGGAUGUUGAAAAACUGGAGGAAAUCCGGGACCAGGAACGUAAAGAGGACACCUUCACUCCGAUGCCCAGUCCCUAUUAUAUGGAACUCACAAAGCUGCUGUUAAACUACGCCUCAGACAACAUCCCCAAAGCCGAUGAGAUUCGAACACUGGUGAAGGAUACCUGGGACACCCGGAUAGCCAAGCUGCGGCUGUCUGCGGACAGCUUUGUCAGGCAGCAGGAGGCUCACGCCAAGCUGGAUAACUUAACCUUGAUGGAGAUCAACACGAUCGGGACUUUCCUUACUCAAGCCUUAGAUCACAUGUACAAGCUCCGGACUAACCUUCAGCCUGGCGAGAGUGCCCACUCUCAGGAUUUCUGAGGUACUAGCCAGGCCAACCUUCAAACCUCCCAGGAGAGGGCACUGGAAGAGAGAGCAGGCUCCGCUCCUCACCCUUGGACCUUCAUCUGGCCAGCCUCCACCUCCCUGCACAGU
Messenger RNA from Haliaeetus leucocephalus (bald eagle), 683 nucleotides. RefSeq names its product GINS complex subunit 2 (Psf2 homolog) (gene GINS2). Gene Ontology annotation, biological process: double-strand break repair via break-induced replication; DNA replication. The transcript has 5 exons. Gene Ontology annotation, cellular component: GINS complex; nucleus. NCBI's taxonomy places the organism in Eukaryota, Metazoa, Chordata, Aves, Accipitriformes, Accipitridae. The coding region runs from base 12 to 569 and encodes 185 amino acids. The record is from RefSeq and is a predicted model, not a curated record.